GUGAUGUUUUCAGCGUCUUCCGUUUACUUUUCAAAACAAGCAUUUGACCGCAUCGUAGCAAGUUCACGAGCAUAAAUCUAAAAUGCCGCGGCGGCAUUUAUGGAGUAAAUACAGUCUUCUGAUAUUAAUCUAUUUGACAGCUUUGACACGCAGCGCUGAGAUCAGCACAAAUGACGGCCAAGCAUCCGCAGGUGUAGGCCGCGAUCGAUACGCUUUCUUUGCCCUGCGGAGCUGCCAUCAAGUCCUCCGUGACAACAGUGGUGAGAUCUUCUCCCCUGACUAUCUGUGCUCAAACCCCCCCGUGUGGUGCAACUGGACCAUCCAGGUGUCUCCUGGGAAGCGUCUGGAGCUGUAUCUGGAGGACCUGACUCCCUCAGACACCUGUCAGAAUAAGAUCGAUCAGAUCCACCUGGACGAAUCUCCAGCGGGUGCAGGGGGACAGAGGAUUCUGGAGAGGUGCUGGAGAAAAGCCAGAUACAUUUCUGUGUUCAACACGGUUCAGGUGGUGCUGCUCAUCAACGGGAACCGUCCCGUCCCAUACAGGGGCUUCUAUGGACGUUAUAAAGCUUUCGGAUCCCUGGAUGAAGACGUGAUGGAAGCAGCAUUGGGUGGUGUUGAAGAUGAAACGGAUGGAGUUACGAGUCCUCCACCAGGUGUGAGAGACGUCACCGCAGAUAUCCGACCAUCAGGAGUGAACACACAAGCUACAUCCACCGGUCUGACCAACUCUGGAUCCUCAGUGACCAUCGAACUUCCUGUAGGGAAGAGGGAAACCUGGGACAAGAAUCCUGGAGAUUCAACGACUGAUUCAUCUCCUCGUGUUGUAGUGUCUGAUUACAACAUUAACGAUGCGAUUGAUGAUGAUGAUGAUGUUUACGAUGAGAAUUUCCUUGUAACGUCACUAAAAGAAACUGAGACCCAGCAUAACCAACCCGAAAGUGGCCCAGCUCAAACACGCCCCAGAUAUCAAGGGGCUUACUCCCAAACCUCAGACAUGACCCUCAGCGCACACACUCAUGUGCCACACGUCAAAGCCGUCACCCGCUCUCCGUCUGCCAUGCGCAGGAAUGUGGACGCACAAGCGCGCUCCUCUGAUCAAACGGAGCAGGUCCGAGCCAGAACGGCCGAGGAUGAGGAAGGUGUUUCCAUGGAGACGACCGUGACUGACAGCAGCAUCACACUUCCUGUUAUUCAACCCAAAUUACACCGCAAAUCAAAAGAGAAAACUCCCUACCAGCAAACCUUGAAAAAUGUGCCCCACAACAGGCAUUUUCCUGGGGAGCUCUUGUUCGAGGUGAGUGUCGAGGUCAAUCUGGAGCCUGAACCUCAUGAAGAAUCCUCUUCCCUCAGAUCUGCUCUAGAGACCAUGAUACGAGAAACAUUAGGACGUCUCACUCCAAAGAGCCUGGACUUCAAAAGACUGAAAAAGUUGAGUUCUGGCGUUUUGUUCAUCGUGUGGCUGCAGUUUGAGAAGGCGGCUGUAGGGCUGCAGACGGAUGGGGUCCUUCAGUCCAGUCUGCAGGGGCUGCAGGGCAGAACCAUCAGAUCCCAAAGCACCAAAACACAGGGCAUCAUUGCGUCUGUCUCUACUGAAGACAUCAAUGAGUGUGAGACACAAAUGGUGGUGUGUGAUGCUCACGCCGAGUGUGUGAAUCAGUUUGGAUCAUACUCCUGUCACUGUAUCCAUGGUGAAACGGGUGCCAGCGUUUGUAUGGUGUCUACUGAACCUGACUGUAGUUGGACACCACCUCCCACAAUCCUUAGGGGCGUUUAUACCAUCAUCGGCCUGCUCAUGUUGCUCAUUGUGCUGAUGCUGUUGGUGGGGUUUUUUCUGUAUCGUCGUUACUAUAGAGGCUCGUUCCUUCCUCAAUGCCAGAAAACGAGCGCUAGCAGUGUGGUUGGACCCGCUGCCCAUGACAAUGUCAACAAUAACUCCAGAAGUGAUGGUAGCUGUGGUGCGAACCGGUUCAUAUUCCCCCCUCCACCUCCACCCAUGAGGAUGCACAAAGAUGGCCACCGCUCUCUGGAUCUGCCGUUAUUACACUUCAGCUCUCUGGUGCCUCCUGAUAGAUUUAGAAGUAAAAUACGUGCAGAGAAACCCCCGUUUUGACUCUUUCACAGGCUUACUUUUGUCUACUAUCACUAAAUGCAUUGCACCUCACUCUUAUUUGUACCAGUGAGUUAUUUAUUUCCCUCCUACUUUUUUCUGUUUCUUUUAUGUUCUAUGUAUGAUUUAUGGAGUAUUUUGGAAAAUAAUUGGCUUUGUUAAUUUUUUUUGGUCUACUACUGUAUUUUAGUUCUCAGAAGAUUUCUCACUGUUGAAAAUAGAAUGGAAUAUAACUCAAAA
Molecule: messenger RNA, 2347 nt
Organism: Carassius gibelio (silver crucian carp)
Lineage: Eukaryota; Metazoa; Chordata; Actinopteri; Cypriniformes; Cyprinidae
Exons: 10
Coding region: 83-2110 (675 amino acids)
Molecular function (GO): calcium ion binding
Source: RefSeq, a predicted model, not a curated record